AUGUAUUCCUCUCCUACCGCCCGUAAGUCGGUGGACACUUUAUCUUCGCCGAGUUCUCCGCCGAGUUCGCGCACCGAGUUCCCAUUCCAUAGACAAGGACACGGCUACCCGCACCAAACCGCCAGACGUGGUUCGACAGCGAGCUCAGUACACUCGAUCGGCGGAUCACUCGAUACAUCAUCCAGCAGCUGGGCAAAUGCUGUAUUAGAAUCUGGGCAAAAUGCCAUCUCGACUCUCCUCCAACCGCCCAUCGUGAGAACUGGCCUGCAACCUCAUACCUCUGCGCCCGCCUCUAGCGCACACAAGCCUCCGACAGCUCGCGACAUCCCCCCUGUAACCCUUACAAACAUUCCUCACGUGGAUCUCUCCGAAUUCAAGCCGUACUUGUCACAAGUCGGUGCCCUAUACGAACAGCUCCGUCGAGUCAAAGAGCAAGACGACGACCGACCGGGAUCUGCAGGCCGACGGUCGAGCAAACACGAUGAUUUCACCGAGGUAGACGAAGGCCACCUAAAGCCCGCCGGUCGGCAACCCGCCAGACGAAAAUCCUCCAUUGCGUCCAUCGCGUCGAUAUCUUCUCUAGAAGGCCCCGGGCCACUGAGACGAAAUAGCUCCGGUCUUGGUCGUAAGGGCGGGCAAGGCUUGCCGCCGUUAUCGACAAUACCCACCGUGUACUUCGACGAAGAUUUUCAUCUAGAAAACCCCAGGACAUUCGACGUCGUCAGCGAACGUUCGGAGGUUGUACCGCCAGCGCCAGGAAAUAAUGAAGCCGGUAGUAAUGGCAGUGUUAUGGCACCGCGAAAGGCGCUGGCAACGAACGCAAUCUUGCAAGAAAAGCUGUCCUGGUACAUGGAUACAAUCGAGGUUCAUUUGAUCAACUCAAUUUCAACUGCUUCAACCACCUUUUUCACUGCCCUCGGUUCAUUGCGGGAGCUUCAUUCCGAGGCGGCUGAAUCCGUGGACAGAAUCAAGACUCUGCGGAAAGAGCUUGAAGCUCUUGACGACGAAAUCGCAACAAAGGGCUUAAAUAUCGUUCAGAAGCGUCGCAGGCGCGAGAACAUCCAGGCGCUUAAUGAUGCUGUCCUUCAGCUGCGCCAUAUUGUCGAAGGAGUCACCUCAUGCGAAGCGCUGGUGGAUGCCGGCGAGGUUGACCAAGCCUUGAGCAACAUCGACACGCUCGAGCUUCUCAUUGCUGGCGAGCACGACGAAUCUUACGAAGCCGGGACGCCCGUGCUGCCUGCUUCGCGACUGCGGGAUCUCAGGGGUGCUACGGCACUACAAACUGUGAACGAAGAUUUGCACCAGUUGCGCUUCCGCAUUGGCCGGGCCUAUGAGUCCAAAUUUCAGAGCUUGUUGCUUGCCGACUUGCGCAGGCAUGUUGAGUCUGUUAGCAAUCGCGACGUCCUUCUCCGGUGGAGCAGCUCAUCGAUGCGCGCCAGGGGAGGGGCUGGGCGAGAGGCAGCUGCAUUUCCCGCCUACCUUGGCUCGACACAAGAACUGCGCAAAGCGGUCAUGCCGAACAUUCUUGGUCUCCAUCGAGCCCAGCACAUCGCUACGGCUAUUGCGGCAUAUCGCGAGGCUGUUUUGCGUGAGGUACGGAACAUUAUUCGAAGACCGAUGCCGAGCUCCAAUGAUGAUGACAAUGAAUCCAUGAUGUCCGCAUCGACUAUGAGCGGCGGAAGGCAACGAUCAAACCAGGAGAAGUCGUCUAUUCUUGCAAGGAACCUGCGGGCCCUGGACCCCAAGGACGCUGAAGACUUGCUUAAGACUAUGUACAUCGGUGUCACCGAAACACUCCGUCGGCUCACCACGCAAGUCAAAGUACUGUUGGACAUUGCAAGCUGUUUGACCGAAGAAGCUACUGCCGCCGGGCUCAAGUCCCCGCCGAUCCGAUCGCCGCUUGCAAGUCCAACGCCUUUUGAUCGGGAAUUCCCACGACUGGACGACGCUCCCGGCAGCUUUGAAGUUCAGGAAGAGAUCCACAAAGCCAUGGACAUCCCCAACCUAGUUGGACAAGCUGUCGACAUGGCUCAAGACAAGGUCCUAAAGGUUUUAAAGGUACGAUCUGAACAAAGCACACAUUUGACUUUGGCCUGGUUCCUGCGAUACUUCACAUUAAACCUCUAUUUCUCCAACGAGUGCGAGGCGAUCUCAGGCCGUAGCGGCACCGCGCUGAAAACCUUGGUCAACGGCCAUAUCAAGGAGUUUGUCCAACAACACGGCGAGGCAGAGAAGCAGAAGCUCGCACAGGGCAUGGAAUCCGAUCAAUGGAGUGCCAAGGAUUUCGACGAAAAAGCCAAGGCCCUCCUUGACCAAGUUCUGGAGAGCAGUACUAAAGAUGCUGCUGUCUGGACAGAAGGUACCAAAAUCUGGGAGGAACAGCCUGAUGGAGAGGCUUCCAAUGGUGUAGCAGAGAACGAGACGAACGGCACCAGCAAAGAAAAGGCACGCACAGCGGAGAUCGAAGGCGAGACAUUUUUGUUGCCCAAUUCCGCGAUACUCUGCCUCGAGGGCAUUUCACACUUUCUUCAUCUCAUCGGCAGCAUCCCGUCUAUGGCCUCAGAUGUCGCCACUUCUCUCAUUACAUACCUGCAACUCUUCAACUCCCGCUGCACUCAGCUCAUUCUCGGCGCGGGUGCCACGCGGUCUGCCGGUCUGAAGAAUAUUACGACGAGACACUUGGCUUUGGCUUCCCAAGCGUUAUCCUUUAUCGUCACCCUUAUACCUCAUAUCCGAGAGUUCGUCCGCAGGCAUGCUGGUUCCGGCGCCGGUGUGUCCAGCCUCAUGGGCGAAUUUGACAAGGUUCGCCGUUUAUUCCAGGAGCACCAAAACAGCAUUUACGACAAGUUGGUGGAGAUCAUGAGCGGUCGCGCGGCGGCACACUCCAAAUCCAUGAAGGCUAUCAACUGGGACAAGGACCCGAGCGAGUCAACGCACACGUAUAUGGAGACGUUGGCGAAAGAGACAACAACUCUGCACAGAGUAUUGACAAAACAUCUGCCGGAGAGUUCAGUCCAGAUGAUCAUGGGGCCUGUCUUCGCAAGCUACAAGGACCAAUUCGGAAGGGUUCUUGACGCUGCGGACGCCAAGACAAUCUCUGGUCGGAAUAGCAUGCUUCGGGACGUGGACUUCUUUAUUGCGAAGCUUGGCAAGCUGGAUGGAUUCCGUGAUACGGGCGAUUUUCUGAAGGGCAUUAUAAACUCGAAAGAAAUCAAGGCUGCCCCUUCUCCUCCUCCUGAAAGACAAGUAGAUGGUGGAUCUGAAACGACAGCUUCCACCACGACGUCGACCGCUGAGCCUGGCAGUCGACAGAGCGCAGACGACGGGAAGACGGAAUCGCCAUCAGGUGCUGAGGAUGAGCCAAAGAAGUCAUCGUCGUCGUGA
This is a messenger RNA of Colletotrichum karsti, 3384 nucleotides long. RefSeq lists its product as uncharacterized. Gene Ontology annotation, biological process: Golgi to vacuole transport; retrograde transport, endosome to Golgi. Gene Ontology annotation, molecular function: syntaxin binding. The transcript has 4 exons. The record is from RefSeq and is a predicted model, not a curated record. The coding region runs from base 1 to 3384 and encodes 1127 amino acids. Gene Ontology annotation, cellular component: GARP complex. NCBI's taxonomy places the organism in Eukaryota, Fungi, Ascomycota, Sordariomycetes, Glomerellales, Glomerellaceae.